This is a messenger RNA of Daphnia magna, 992 nucleotides long. RefSeq lists its product as uncharacterized. Bases 226 to 840 code for a protein of 204 amino acids. The transcript is spliced from 4 exons. Lineage: Eukaryota; Metazoa; Arthropoda; Branchiopoda; Diplostraca; Daphniidae. The record is from RefSeq and is a predicted model, not a curated record.
ACGGUACCACCGUUAUGUGUACCCAUGAAAGAUGGUAGGGUUCGCCCCGACGACCAAUCACCAAGAUCAAGUUGGCGAAACCAAUGCCUCAUUACAGAACUACGGCAAGGUUGCAUCCGAAAAACACAAAGACCGAAACCUGAUUGCUGACUCCUAUCUCAAACGAACGUCCGUUAAUAAGUACGUAAAACCCAGACGAGACAACAAUCUCCAGUGCAAAAGGAAAUGGAUUUCUACUUGGAUAAAACAGAAAACUUUCUGGCUGCAGUUUCAAUUAAUUUUGACCUUUCAGCAUAUGAAACAAUGGCAAUGUUCUCAACUGCAGACCAAUCCACGAACAGCAGUUCAAAAAAUUGUCAUCAAACACUUACACAUUCAGAUCCAUUAUUUUCAACCCUUCAAGAAUGGCUUCACAAUCGGUCACAGUGUUUGCCUGAUGAAGAAAAUUGUAAUGAAUUAAAACCUGAUGAAUCAAAGUCUGAUAUGAUGGAUUUUGGAUUGUGUUUUGUUGAAAUGGCUGCAACUACGUUAGAAACUGUGGUUCAAAACAAAGAAAACCUGAGACACCACCUUAAAAUUCCUUUAGCUGGAAAUUGCAUGCGUCUACACUUCAAUCAGCAUAGGGAUUUCCUUGAUGUGGUUCAAUGCUUAACUGAAGUGGGGAAAAAGUAUGAAGAUUACUCAUUGCUCAAUUCUGAUAAUUUGAUUCUAAGCUUGGAGCAGCGCAUUAAGAAGCUGGAAGAAGAAGAGAAGAUUGCUGUAGAGCUGCAGAAUUUGUCAAUGAACACAGCUGCAGAUACUGAGGAAGUCAGAAAAGAGAAGGUAUUGUACGCUCCAUAGACAAAAAGUACGACAUAUUUAUUGGAACUGUACAACAUCGAGAGGCGCAAUUGACAGCAACAAUUUUUUUUUUUUUAAUUUUACUUGUCACUGCUUGAAUUUUUUCCAUUCCUGUAAUUUGGGAAGUAGUAAACGAAACGUAUCAUCAUGGA